This is a messenger RNA of Staurois parvus, 401 nucleotides long. The record is from the annotation of a GenBank genome assembly. Lineage: Eukaryota; Metazoa; Chordata; Amphibia; Anura; Ranidae.
AUAAAGUGUUGAUUAGAUGGGACGCUUACUGGCCACCUGAUUACAGAGAUUUGCUGGGGUUCAUGUUCCAUUACAAGGAAGCACCUCACCAAAAUGUGACAGAGUUUGAUGGUCAAGAUGCUUGUGGCUCCAAUAGCUGGACUGUCGUUGAUGUGGAUCCCCCACAACGCACGACAGAUGGAAAGACACCAAAUCCUCCAGGGUACCUUUUACGUAAUCUGAAGCCGUGGACACAGUAUGCAGUAUUUGUGAAGACUCUGGUGUCUUCAUCAGAUGAAAGGGCAAAAACAUAUGGAGCAAAAAGUGAUAUUAUCUAUAUUCGAACAAAUGAAACAAUACCCUCUGUUCCACUUGAUCCGAUUUCCGUGUCCAACUCCUCAUCUCAGAUUAUUCUUAAGUGG